AGCCAUCGCUAAACGCUCUUCCAAUUUUUAAUAAUACCCUUAAAUGGUAUUCCUAAUCAUUUGUUUGGUUUGAAAGUGGAGGGCAUUGUGGCAAAAACAAAAAGGUGCCUUGAAAAGCCGUCAUGAGCAGCAAGGGUUAGGGUUGGAUUUGAUCGGUUUGGUGGAAGAUUCGCCUCCAAUGAGCCCGUUGAACGACAAACUCCCAAGUCACCUUUCCACGCCCCAACUCCCAUCCUGAGUCCCGGUUCAGCAACUAAAGUGUUCGCAGCUAACUCGAAGCCUGCGAAUCAAUACUCCAGCCACCAAUAAUGCCUCCUCCACCUUCAAGGCGACCAGAGAGGACGGUGGCCGCCCCAGCGGCGACCCCAGAGAGCGGAUCCGGCGCCGGCGCAGCCCGCAAGGUGGACAACAUCUACAUCCCCUCGUACAUCAGCAAGCAGCCCUUUUACGUCAGCGGGCUCGACGACCAUGACGACUCGCUCCAGCAUCAGCGCCGGACGACGCACGACGACGAAAACUUCACCUUCGAGCGGGGCGGCAAGAAGGUCGGCGCGGCCCGGACGAAAUGGGUCAAGGGCGCGUGCGAGAACUGCGGCGCCAUGGGCCACAAGAAGAAGGACUGCCUCGAGCGCCCGCGCAAGGUCGGCGCCAAGUACACGGGCAAGGACAUCCAGGCCGACCGGACCGUCAAGGAGGUCAAGCUGGGAUACGAGGCGAAGCGGGACAUCUGGGCGGCGUACGAUCCAAGGCAGUACCAGGAGGUCGUGGAGGAGUAUAACCUGCUCGAGGAGGCGCGCCGGAAACUACAGGGCGAGCAAGGCGACAAGAAGGAGUACGAGGAAGGGUUCAAGUAUGCCGAGGAGUCGGAACUGGGCAAGGACAAGACGGUCAAGCAGUCGAUGAGGAUACGGGAGGACACGGCGAAGUACCUGCUGAACCUCGAUUCCGACUCGGCCAAGUACAACCCCAAAAAGCGCGCGCUGGUGGACGGCGGCGCGAUUGGCGACAAGUCGGCGCAACUCUUCGCCGAGGAGAGCUUUCUCCGGGCGUCGGGAGAGGCAGCCGAGUUCGAGAAGGCGCAGAGGUACGCCUGGGAAGCGCAGGAGAAGACGGGAGACACCUCGCUGCAUCUGCAGGCCAACCCGACCGCGGGAGCAUUGGCGCGGAAGAAGGAGAGCGAAGAGAGGGAGGCGAAGCGGAGGAAACGAGCCGAGAUGCUCGCGAGCCAGUACGGCGAGCAACCUACCGUCCCCGACGCCUUGAAGGCCGCCAUCACCGAGUCCGAGACGUUCGUCGAGUACGACGAGGCCGGUCUCAUCAAGGGUGCGCCCAGGAAGGAGGCCAAGUCCAAGUACCCCGAGGACGUCUUCAUCAACAAUCACACAUCUGUCUGGGGCAGUUGGUGGUCCGACUUCAAAUGGGGAUAUGCAUGCUGUCAUUCGUUUGUCAAAAACAGUUAUUGCACGGGCGAGUUGGGAAAGCAGGCGCUCGAACAAGCGAAUCAGUGGGACCGACAGGCAGCGGAGGAUGGCGACGGUGCCCAAAAUACAUAGUUCUUAAUGAUACCCUGAAUCUUGUCGCCCUCAAGUCACAACAGUCACACGCCCUCAUGACCGAGGGGUUCCAGGAAGCCCGGAUCCCAAGCACUCAGAUGUUCUGAAAACCCCAUCACCAAAUGCA
Molecule: messenger RNA, 1680 nt
Organism: Thermothelomyces thermophilus ATCC 42464
Lineage: Eukaryota; Fungi; Ascomycota; Sordariomycetes; Sordariales; Chaetomiaceae
Exons: 1
Coding region: 309-1553 (414 amino acids)
Biological process (GO): mRNA splicing, via spliceosome
Cellular component (GO): spliceosomal complex
Molecular function (GO): pre-mRNA 3'-splice site binding; zinc ion binding
Source: RefSeq, a predicted model, not a curated record